Messenger RNA from Notolabrus celidotus (New Zealand spotty), 2904 nucleotides. It is a transcript of the gene cdc5l, whose product is annotated as CDC5 cell division cycle 5-like (S. pombe). Gene Ontology annotation, cellular component: Prp19 complex; spliceosomal complex. The coding region runs from base 194 to 2632 and encodes 812 amino acids. The transcript is spliced from 19 exons. Gene Ontology annotation, molecular function: RNA polymerase II transcription regulatory region sequence-specific DNA binding; DNA-binding transcription factor activity, RNA polymerase II-specific. The record is from RefSeq and is a predicted model, not a curated record. Lineage: Eukaryota; Metazoa; Chordata; Actinopteri; Labriformes; Labridae. Gene Ontology annotation, biological process: regulation of transcription by RNA polymerase II; mRNA splicing, via spliceosome.
GUACCCAUAAUGCAUUUCGGUGGAUUUCUACGAUAGACGCUUCCGGUGUGGUGCACGUUCGUUCCUCCCUCGCAUUUGUCUGUGUGUUGGGUUAACUUUGAGUGUAAAUAUUGAACGCUAGUUAUCAUAAUAACUGGCGUUGGAUCUAUCAUAACAGAUUUACAGAGGGAGGUGAGAUCAACAGGCCGCCAAGAUGCCGAGAAUUAUGAUAAAAGGAGGCGUCUGGCGCAACACUGAGGAUGAGAUCCUCAAGGCAGCGGUGAUGAAAUAUGGGAAAAACCAAUGGUCCCGUAUUGCCUCUCUGCUCCACCGAAAGUCUGCCAAACAGUGUAAAGCCAGAUGGUACGAGUGGUUGGAUCCUAGUAUUAAGAAAACAGAAUGGUCCAGAGAAGAGGAGGAAAAGCUGCUUCACUUGGCCAAGCUGAUGCCCACUCAGUGGAGGACUAUUGCUCCUAUCAUAGGACGUACUGCUGCCCAGUGUCUGGAGCACUAUGAAUACCUGCUAGACAAGGCAGCACAAAGAGACAAUGAGGAAGAAGUGGGAGAUGACCCAAGGAAGCUAAAACCAGGGGAGAUCGACCCAAAUCCUGAAACUAAACCUGCCAGACCCGACCCUGUGGACAUGGACGAAGAUGAGUUGGAGAUGCUGUCAGAGGCCAGGGCUCGACUGGCUAACACCCAGGGUAAGAAAGCCAAGAGGAAGGCCAGAGAGAAACAGCUGGAGGAGGCCAGACGGUUGGCUGCUCUGCAGAAGCGCAGAGAGCUUAGAGCUGCAGGAAUCGAUGUCCAAAAGAAGAGGAAGAAGAAGAGAGGAGUAGACUAUAAUGCUGAAAUUCCCUUCGAAAAGAAACCUGCACAGGGUUUCUUUGACACCAGCAUGGAGCAGUAUGUCCCCCUGGAGCCAAACUUCAAACGGCUCAGACAGCAGCACUUGGAUGGAGAGCUACGCAAUGAGCAAGAGGAGAAGGAGAGGAAGAAAGAUAAACAGAAGAUCAAGAAGAAGAAAGAAAGCGAUCUUCCAUCUGCCAUCCUGCAGACCAGUGGAGUGGCUGAGUUCACCAAGAAGCGCUCCAAACUGGUUUUACCUACACCACAGAUCAGUGACGCUGAGCUGGAGGAAGUUGUCAAAUUGGGUGUUGCCAGUGAGGUCGCCCGUCAAGCCGCAGAGGAGAGUGAAAGUGGAAACUCUGCCUCCUCAGCCCUUCUGUCAGAGUACAGUGUCACCAACACAAUGUCAACAGGACUACGUACCCCACGCACCCCUGCUGCACAGGACAGGAUUCUGCAGGAAGCCCAGAACCUCAUGGCUCUGACCAACAUCGACACCCCUCUAAAGGGUGGUCUCAACACCCCGCUGCACGAGAGCGACUUCAGUGGAGUGACUCCUCAGCGGCAGCAGGUUCAAACACCCAACACAGUUCUCAGCACACCUUUCAGAACUCCUGGACAGGGUCAGGGACAAGAAGGUAUGACUCCUCAGGCUGGAGGAGUCAUGACUCCACGAGGGCCAGUAACACCAGGUUUGACCCCUGGCCGCACGCCGCUCAGAGACAAACUGAAUAUUAACAGUGAGGAGCAACUGGCUGAUCCUGCAUAUGCUAAACACCUGCAAAGAGAAAGCUUGCAGCAUCUGAAGCAGGGCCUGCUGUCACUUCCUGUUCCCAAGAACGAUUUUGAGAUUGUUCUUCCUGAAAACGCAGAGAAAGAGCUCGAAGAAACGGAGACAGAGACAGGGUUCAUAGAGGACUCUGCAGAUGUGGAGGCACGCAAACAGGCUAUACGCACUGCAGAGAAAGAGAAGGAGCUGAAGCUGCGUCACACCCCUGUCCAGAGGAAUCUCCCCAGACCUACAGAGGUCAAUGAGUCUGUCCUCCGUCCUGCCUCGAUGGAACCUCUGUUGGACCUCCAGCUGGCCGAGGAGCUGAUCAAACAGGAAAUGAUCACAAUGCUGCACUACGACUGUCUGCACCACCCUUCAGCCCUCACUGCCAGCCAGCUACAGCGCAGCAAAGGCAGAGGCCCCGCCUCCACAUCUAACAACGCGUCACACAUCGCGUACCUGGAAACACACACAUAUAAGCCAGUCAGUACAGAGGACAUGGAGCAGGCAAAGACAAUUCUUGCAGCAGAAAUGGAGGUGGUAAAGGGAGGUAUGGGACACGGUGAUCUCAGCAUGGAGGCUUACAGCCAGGUGUGGGAGGAAUGCUACGGACAGGUUUUAUAUCUACCCACUCAGAACCGGUACACCCGAGCUAACCUGGCAUCAAAGAAGGACCGUAUCGAAAGCCUGGAAAAGAAACUAGAUGUGAACCGUGGCCACAUGACAGCAGAGGCUCGUAAAGCAGCUAAACUGGAGAAGAAACUGAAAAUCCUGCUUGGAGGAUUUCAGUCAAGAGCUCUGGGUCUCCUGAAGCAGCAUAAUGAACUUUGGGAACAGGUGGAGCAGUCAGCCACAGAGCUAGAAACCUUCAAUCAGCUGAAGAAACAAGAAGACACUGCCAUUCCCAGAAGACAAGCGGCUCUGCGGGAGGAUGUGGAGAGGCAGAUGGAGAGAGAGAGAGAACUCCAGCAGAGAUACGGAGAGCUGCUGAUGGAGAGAGAGGCGCUGAUCAACAGCGCUCAGAAAUAUUGAUCCACACAUCUGUAUACACACUUGUCAUGAACGUACUUAUUUCAAGCUAACAGCUGCUCUGGGAGACAAACAGAAAAACAAUGAGUUUCCUCUCGUCAGUGCUGCGAGUCGUCGUAUUGAACCAUCCUGUCAUUUAUCGAUAUUUGUGGCAAUUCCAGAGAAGAGUCCAGCCUCCGUGUGCUCAUAAUGCUAUGAUGUCACUGAGUUUUGAGCAUGCUCAGAAGUCUUUGUGUUUCUGUAUUAGUGACCAAUAAAGUUUCUUUUCAACAAUA